Molecule: messenger RNA, 927 nt
Organism: Paramecium pentaurelia
Lineage: Eukaryota; Ciliophora; Oligohymenophorea; Peniculida; Parameciidae
Source: the annotation of a GenBank genome assembly
AUGCAAGUAACUCAAUAAAAUGAUGAUAACCCAUAAAUUUAGAUGAAGAGAUCUAUACCUUCAUGGCAAUUAAAUAGUUAAUAAAAUCGAACGUUGUUCUAAUUUUAUGAUCAUGAUUUUUGGAAACUUUAUGAUAUUAUGCUUCUAAAUAAGUAUUUAUUUAAAAUUAAACUAGAUAACAUUGUUCAAACCUAAUAGUAUUUCAUUAAUCAAAGUAUGAGAAUGUAGAAAGAUUAUUUGCAUCUAGUUUAGAAAGAAAUUAAAGAUUUCUUUAAUCAAAAACCUUACCAUUCAUAGAAAUAACAACUUUAACAGAUAAAGCUAGAAAAUUAAAGUUUCUUUAACUUACAUAAACAAUGGAAACACCUUAUGCAAAUAAAAAUAUCACUAUGUUUGGCAAUUAGAGUCCAACCAAAAAAACUCAAGUUAGUGUUAAACAUUCGAUUUCGAUUAGUCCUCAAAGAACUUAAAGUAGAGAUCCUUAAGAUUAAGAUAAUAGAAGUAUGUUCGAUACAGAAAAUUUCAAUUUAUUUGAUACUAAUUAUAAAGUCACUAGAGCAAAGAAUUUAUCAUUGCAUAAUGACAAAAAUAUUGCUGGUUCAACUAAAUAGAAAGGAAAAUCAAAAAUAUAAUAAGAAAAUUUUAGUCCUUAGAAAGGUUGUAAAAAUCAAAAUUGGAUGUUACCAGAAAUAAAGUCUCCAUUUUAUAUUGAUUAAAAUGGUAUUUAUUAAAAUAAAAUUAGAUUCUCUAAUCAAACCAAUUCAAAUUCAUUAAAAUUAUGUAUAUACUUAGAGUCCUGAUAAAAGAACCACAAAGAAACCACCUUUAGCAUCAGAUCUCAAUAGUACUAUUUGUCAAUAAUUGUUACCCUAAUAUAGAACUAAUACAAGAGCAUUUCAAACAAUAAAAAGUUUUAUCCGAAAAUGA